Solanum stenotomum is the source of this 1305-nucleotide messenger RNA. Its product is annotated as S-adenosylmethionine carrier 1, chloroplastic/mitochondrial-like. Gene Ontology annotation, cellular component: mitochondrial inner membrane. The record is from RefSeq and is a predicted model, not a curated record. NCBI's taxonomy places the organism in Eukaryota, Viridiplantae, Streptophyta, Magnoliopsida, Solanales, Solanaceae. The transcript has 12 exons. Gene Ontology annotation, biological process: transmembrane transport. Bases 159 to 1085 code for a protein of 308 amino acids. Gene Ontology annotation, molecular function: S-adenosyl-L-methionine transmembrane transporter activity.
GUAUUUUCUUCCCUAACUGUGGUGUUCGAGCCAAUUUGUUGCCGCAAUUUGAUUAAUUCAGUGGGCAAUCUGAUAUAGUCGAUGACUAAAUGUGUUCAUAAUUGUUAAGAGUAGAAUUUUGACUCAUUUUUUUACUGAUUUUUCUUCAGCAGUACGCAAUGGCGAUCAACCCGAAGACGGAAUUUCCAGAAGAUAGACUGAACUUCGAGGCACUCAAAUCCCACCACAAGUCAAAAGCUAUUGCAUCAAUCAGCAAACAACAGAAUCCAUUUGAUCUCUUACGCAUAUUGUAUGAGGGAGCUGUAUCAGGAGCUGCUGCUGGUGUUGUUGUAGAAGCUGCUUUGUAUCCAAUUGAUACAAUUAAAACUCGUCUUCAAGCAGUUCGUGGUGGAGGACAGAUCAUUUUGAAAGGUCUUUAUUCAGGAUUGGCUGGAAAUCUAGUUGGAGUCUUACCAGCAUCGGCAAUAUUUAUUGGUGUAUAUGAACCUGCGAAGAGAAAAUUGCUGGACAGCUUCCCUGAAAACCUUAGUGCCUUAGCUCAUUUGACUGCAGGUGCUAUUGGCGGAGCUGCUUCUUCUAUUGUUCGUGUACCCACUGAGGUAGUUAAGCAAAGGAUGCAGACUGGCCAAUUUUCUUCUGCCCCUGAUGCGGUCCGACUCAUUGUUGCUAAGGAAGGGUUUAGAGGCCUUUAUGCUGGGUAUGGUUCUUUUCUACUGAGAGACUUACCAUUUGAUGCUAUCCAGUUCUGUUUAUACGAGCAGCUGCGGAUGGGGUAUAAGUUAGCUGCCAAAAGGGACCUUAAAGAUUCCGAGAAUGCAAUGAUUGGUGCCUUUGCAGGUGCAAUAACAGGAGCUAUAACUACUCCUCUUGAUGUGAUAAAAACAAGAUUGAUGGUUCAGGGUUCAGCAAAGCAGUAUGAAGGCAUUUUGCAUUGUGUUAAAACUAUUGCAAGAGAAGAAGGAGCCUCUACUCUUUUUAAGGGAAUAGGGCCACGAGUACUUUGGAUAGGUAUUGGAGGAUCCAUAUUUUUUGGUGUUCUUGAAAGGACAAAGAAACUAGUUGCUGCAAAACAGCCUAUUGAUUAGAAUUUGAAUCCUUCGAAAUUGGACUAUCAAUUUGUCUCAGGUACAUUGUAGCUACGUGACUGGACAUAGUUCUCUUGAAACGUUUCUUCAUUUCUCAGUGAAUUAUUGUUGGUUGAACCCUGUUGAUUGUGGGCAACGUAUGGCGGGGUGUUAGUGUAAUGCAGGGAGAAUUGGGUCAAUGUUGUGCAGUUUGCCUUUCCUUUUCUCUGCACUAUUAUUC